This is a messenger RNA of Caenorhabditis sp. 36 PRJEB53466, 1648 nucleotides long. Lineage: Eukaryota; Metazoa; Nematoda; Chromadorea; Rhabditida; Rhabditidae. The record is from the annotation of a GenBank genome assembly.
AUGGACAUUGUAUGUUGAAAAAAGCAGAGAACGACGAAGAAAAUCUGAAAAAUUGCAGACAAAUUACUCUGUCUACCCGCAUAAGCCGUGUUUUCUGCUGCAAUGGCCAAACGCGCGAAUUUUGCUGGACACUCCGAUAGACUUCACCCCAUUUUUCAGUUUCCUGCCUCACGUUUAUCAGAGGUACCUUCGAAACAUUUAAAAAAAACGUAUUAUUCGAAUUGUUUUCAGUCCACGGCUGAAAAAUGCUCAUCAGGCGCGCAGGUUCGGUCUUCCGUACCUGAAAGACAUCGGGCACAAGACCUACGUGCAGGCUCCGCCAGAGGUUUUCCAUGUUUCGGUGAGCAAAAACUUUGAAAACAUUUGCGAGCAUGAAGAAAACACAAAAAUUUCCAGGCAAACAUUCUAAAAAUGGAGACAAUCGACGUGAUUCUCGUGUCCAACUACGAAUCGUUUCUCGGGUUGCCGUUUUACACCGAAAACACCGGGUUCCGGGGCAAAAUCUAUGUGACCGAGAUUGCCUAUCAGUACGGAAAGUGGGUUUUUUUGCGGAAUAUUUGAAAAUUAUUAUUAAAAUUUCGUCACUUUUUAGGCUACUAAUGGAAGAAAUGAUGGAAAUGAUAGCGCGUGUGGAUUACGCGCCGAACGACUCGGAAUGGAAAAAGGAGGAGAUUUGCGGGAAAUUCGCGAAUCCGCCGUUUCAGAAUCCGUUCGAGUGGCGCCCGUUUUACACGUCGGUCGAUAUGCACAGCGCUUUGGCCAAAGUUAUCACUUUGAGCUUCAAUCAGACGAUUGUGAGUGGAUGCUUGAUUUUCUGACUUUUAAAGCAAAAGAAAUCUGGGAUAUUGCGCAAAAUCACGCAUUCAGGACCUGUUCCGCAUCAAAGUGACCCCGGUGGCCAGCGGAUUCACCUACGGCUCGGCGUACUGGACGAUGAAGACCGAAAACGAGAGUUUCGCGUACUUGAGUGGCUGCAACGACUAUUCGACGGACGUGAAGGCGAUGGAGGUGACUCCGUUGCGCAGCUGCGACUACAUUCUCGUCUCUUCGAUGAGCCGAUUGGUGGAUGCGACUGCGCAGGAGAUGGGCAUGGUGCUGAUGCGGAAUGUGUCGGAGACACUGCGGGGCAACGGAUCCGUCCUUCUGCCGAUCUCUCCGGUCGGACCCAUUUUCGAGAUUAUCGAGGCGGUGUCGGAUAUGAUCACCACUACAGUACGGUUCUUUUUAGGAUUUUCAUUCACCUUCGGUUUUUUCAGAGCGGAAUUCCCGUCGACACCCCGAUGUAUCUCAUUUCCCCGGUGGCAAAAGCGGCGAUCGCAAUGGCGAGCAUCAGCGCCGAAUGGAUGUCCGAGUCGCGGCAAAGCGCCGUCUACCGGCCCGAAGAGCCGUUCGCCCACAACCAUCUCCUCCGGACGGGCCGCCUCAAAAUCUACGAUUCGUUGUACGGCGCGUUUUCGAAAGAGCUCAAAACGCCGUGUGUGGUAGGGCGGGACGAGAAAUUUGACAAAAUUUUGACGUGUUUCAGUUGUUCACAACUCACACGACAUUGCGAGUCGGCGACGGAGCUCAUAUGAUUGAGGUGUGGGGCAACGACAACCGGAACGCCGUCAUUUUGACAGGUUCGUAUUGGGAAAAUAUGAAAAUGUAG